Molecule: messenger RNA, 1158 nt
Organism: Helobdella robusta
Lineage: Eukaryota; Metazoa; Annelida; Clitellata; Rhynchobdellida; Glossiphoniidae
Exons: 1
Coding region: 1-1158 (385 amino acids)
Source: RefSeq, a predicted model, not a curated record
AUGACGAAACGAGUGUCAUUCUUGUUGUUCAACGAGGUAGAACAGACAUACCAGAUUUGUGACAACGUUUCUGAAAAAGGACAUCCGUUCAAAGCUGACGGGUUAGUUUUUAACUCUUCGCAAAAAUCGCAACCGAGUUUGGAGCGACGAUCCAUAUUGAAAAGAUCAAGUAACGUAGUUGGGAACGUUGAUCAAAUGAAAUUCGCAAACCAAACAAACGACAAUCCAAAGAACACGUGUCACAACCAUUCGACUUACACAAACACAUUUACAACAAAAGCUACAAGCAACAAAAGAAGAAACAGCUUCAACAGUUCGUUACUGAGAUGUCUGCAAGUAGCCACAAAGGAUGGAAAUGAAGACAGCGAUGAUGGCAUUGAUGAAAUAACCUUUCCAUCUCAUCAAUCAAACAACAACAUUGUGACUGAUUGUUCAGCAAACACAACAAACAACAUCAACAAAACAUCGAUGCACACAUCAACAUCACACAACUCGGAAAGAGUUAAAAACAUUAAACACAAUAAUGACGACACGCAUGAAAGAGAAGCCGAUCAGCACUGCGCCGAGCAAUCAUUUGCAAUCAUUACAACGAACAGUUAUUCUGUUGAUCAUGGAAUGGACCUCACCAGCGACCCCACACCACAACAGACGACUUCAACAUCUAUCGAGGAACCUGCAACUGAUUUGAGCAACUAUUUCAGCGAUGCUUCCAACGCAUCAGCACUUUGUUCAGCGACAUUUCCAAGGAGCAACACCUUGAAAACAUCUUCAGCCUUUGACUGCAUGAGCUUUAAAAAGGAUCAUUGCGAUGUUAAUUGCGAUCCAUCUGGCUGUUCAAUUGACGUAAUAUGCACAUCUCAUGAGUUGCAUUUCAAAUGUCCUUGCUGUUCAGCCGUUAAAACAAUGCAACCUGGACUCAAUUAUUACUACUUGUUGAAACACAUCUUCAACGAAGACCACCCUCAUAAGAUAAUGCAGCAUCUCAAGAACUGCAUUUGUUCAUCGGAUGAGGUUGACAAACAGGAAAACCUCAAAAUAACGAAGAGAAAAAAUUCACUGCCUCGAAGAGUGGCAAAGUCUCUUGUUGGUCGAUUGAGAUGUUUGAAACAACGAAAUGAUUCAAACGUUGAGGCUCCACAAAAGCAAUGUGUUUUAUAA